UUAAGUAGUUCUAAAAUAAUGGCUAGUUUGUAUGAAGUUCUUACCGCCACUUUAUUAGUGUAUUUUCAAACAAUUGUUACCAACGCCGAAAUUAAGUAUGAACUGGAUUUCUACACCAAACAAACAAUCAUCCACAGCAAAGAACUGAUAACCAGCACAGAAAGGACUCCUUCCAUCAAGGUUCUCAGUGACGUGACUGUUCUACGUAAAGGUAUGCUCGAAAUUUCUGCAGAAACCUACGAGUUUUGGAUUGAGAAUCGAAAUCUGGAAAAAAUAGAAGUCGGUGCUUUCGAUAAUCAAAACAUAACUUAUUUAAUUAGUCUCGAAAGCAACAAACUGACUGUCAUCGCGUCUGGUACUUUUAAAAAUCUGAAAAUUAGAACACUGGAUUUGUCGUUAAACAAGAUUACCCGCGUUGAAGAAAAUGCCAUCACCGACAUGCCAAACUUGAAGGAGGUGUUUCUGUCCUACAACAAAAUUGUUAAAUUCAAUGAGAACUCUUUCGUGAAUACUCCAAAACUGUGGGUUCUUGACGUGCAAUACAACGAGUUCGCUGAAUUGAGUGAAAAAGGGUUCACUUUUAUGAAGAAAGAUAAAGCAGUCAUCUUGUCGUUUGACCACAAUAAUAUUGAAAAAAUACAUGCUGAAACCUUCGAUGGAAUAACAGUUGGGUCUCUGGAUUUAAGUCACAAUAAACUUAAUCAAGUUCCGGCAGAAAUUUUUACCGGAAGCUUGGUUGAGUUGAUGCUGAAUAACAACACGGUGGAAGAUUUACCGGAUACAUUUUUCCAACAGAAAAAAUUGAAGGAGGUGGAUGUUAGUGAUAAUCCUUUGACGUGCGGAACUGUGCAAAAAUUGAGGAAGCUCGCCGAAGAAAAUAGUAUGACAAUAAAAUAUGACAGACUGAAUUGUUAAAUGUUUAAGAUAGGGAACGAGUUUUUUUGUAGCUUGUAAUAUUAGGCCACUUUUAUCAAGAUGGUAUCCAGUCGCCUUGUUUAAAUUUUUACACCAAAUAUCAUCUACUAAUCACUAAA
This is a messenger RNA of Zophobas morio, 1034 nucleotides long. Its product is annotated as leucine-rich repeat-containing protein egg-6-like. Gene Ontology annotation, molecular function: G-protein beta-subunit binding. The transcript has a single exon. The record is from RefSeq and is a predicted model, not a curated record. The coding region runs from base 19 to 915 and encodes 298 amino acids. Gene Ontology annotation, cellular component: heterotrimeric G-protein complex. Gene Ontology annotation, biological process: phospholipase C-activating G protein-coupled receptor signaling pathway; sensory perception of taste. Lineage: Eukaryota; Metazoa; Arthropoda; Insecta; Coleoptera; Tenebrionidae.